UAUAGCUUCCCUCUCUCCUUCAACUCAACUCCACAAUUGCAACCUAAAGAAAGCAAGAGCCCAAUUCCCAAUCGCCCUCAUUUUUGCAUUUUCGUGUUUUAUACGAAGUAAAGGCUGUAAACUCGAUUAAUUGUUCGUAUUGAAUCUCAAGUUCAAAAAAGAGUUGUGGCCAUGGCUUCUUCAUGUCCUAAUCCACAUGCAAAGUUUUCAUUCGAGAGUCGACCAAAGUUGCUUAAAGAUUUCCUCCAAGACGAUAUUAGUUUUCAAUCACAAUCUCAAAAAGCAUAUAAAUCCACAAGUCAAAGAUUUUUUAACAAAAAUUCAUCUCAACUACAUAGAAGUCGAUCAUCUAGAGCUGCUUCAGCUACUAUAUCCGCCAUUCACAAGGUCAUUAACAUUGUUAAGUUCUUGCCAUUUGCCUAUGUUAAAUCCCCGUCCAUUUUACCUAGAAGCAUUUCGAGAAAACUGUCAAGAAGAAAUCACAAAGAGACUGAAAACUAUAUUAUGAACCAUGAGGUCUCAGUUACAGUUAAAGUCAAAGUCAAAGAUAUCUUACGGUGGAAAUCAUCUAAGGACCUAGUGGAGGAGAAAUCUACACCGUUAGAUUAUGCUUAUUCACCCUUUAGGUGUGACGGUGAUUUUACUGCUGAGAAUUUAUCUUCUUGGUGUGGUGAAAGUGAUGAAUGCUAUGAUAAAAAGAAUUUACUUGAAGAAGGUGUCGGUCGUUACUGCGCCAGAGAGACAAGAGGAAUCAAAUUGGACCCCGAGGAACACUAUGAGAACGAGCAGCACAGUCCAGUCUCAGUUCUUGAAUCUCCAUUUCGUGAAGAUCAGGACGAAUACGUUUCUUACCAUAGGACCCUCGUUGAUAUUGAUAGUAAGUUUCGAUCUCCAAGUACACUCAACGAUUUAGCUUCUAUACAAGGACAGCUGGACAAAGUAUUUAACUUAUUUGUAGUAGGAAGAAAGUGCAUGCUCCGGGAAAGAAUUCAAGCGUUUGAGAGUCUAGAAGAAGGAAACACUAGCUAUAACGAGGAGGAUGAAGAAGAACAAGAACAAGAAAUGCAUGAGAUUGAAGAAAAGGCAAAGAAAUUAUUAUGCUAUUUCAAAGAAACUGAAAACUUGUGGACGGAAGAUUGUGAGACAAAUGUGGAUGAUGAGCUUUUGUUGGAUUUCUUUUGGCAUGAACUGAUUCAAAACAAUGUUGAUGAAAGUGAAAUGUUAAUGAGAGAAGCUAAAUGUUUGAACAAUGGAGAGUACAAUGAUGAAUUUGAGUGGGAGAUAGAGGACAAAAGGGAGGUCUAUAUAAGGGAUAUGCAAAGACUAGGGAGAUGGAAUUACAAGUUUGAAGAGGAGAAAGAAGAGUUGGCAUUAGACUUGGAGUUUGAGGUUCUUAAUGAUUUGGUCCACGAGGUCUUGGCAGAUUUUUUUUGCUCUUAAUCGGUAGUAGAAGUGACCAAAAGUACUCGCUUGCUAUCUUGUUCUCUAUCAUCAUGAACUGGGACUGCGAGCUGUAAAGGUAGAAAAAAAGCAAAUUAAGAGAUAGUGAUUCCAUUUUUUCCUUAAAACGACAUAGAAUUUGAGCACAAUCAAUCCGAUCAUUGUGGUUUCUCUUUUACAUGUAUGCAUAUCGACAUGUAUAGAACGUGCUGUAGGACUAAAGUGUAGCUCAAUUAGGAGAGGCUGAACUACAACUGUGUUUGUUCUCCACCUAGUAUUUUUAAGUUGUGGGUGCUCAACUGCCUUAAAUCUCGAAGCGGUUUGAGAUUGGCUGCGCCGCCAAUGUUUUUGUAUGUUAUUAUUGUCACACCUCCUUUUUACCACCCGAGGGGAUAUAACGGAGUUUUUCCAA
Messenger RNA from Nicotiana tabacum (common tobacco), 1852 nucleotides. RefSeq lists its product as uncharacterized. NCBI's taxonomy places the organism in Eukaryota, Viridiplantae, Streptophyta, Magnoliopsida, Solanales, Solanaceae. The record is from RefSeq and is a predicted model, not a curated record.